This is a messenger RNA of Carica papaya (papaya), 3947 nucleotides long. The record is from RefSeq and is a predicted model, not a curated record. NCBI's taxonomy places the organism in Eukaryota, Viridiplantae, Streptophyta, Magnoliopsida, Brassicales, Caricaceae.
UUUACUGACACCAUUUUCCUUAUCUAAGGGCCAUGGAGACUGUUAUCAAUCAGCAUGGUCUUGAUAUGGACUCUUUGAAGUCAUCACGACUUCCAUUGGCUGCCGGAACUCAAACAGGAGAUUCUACAGGUGCACAAUAUGCGGGAUCUUCGCAGGUUGCUGGAGUUGCAAAUGAUUCCAAAAUAAGCUUGGCUGAAAAUGAGAUGUCCCCAUUUGCUUCUGGCAGGCCCCCUGCUGGCCCAAGUAGUACUGCCCAUCAUUAUUAUCAAGGAUCUGGAUCUCACAGAACUAGUCAGUCUUUUGAUCAUGAAAGUCCAUCUAGCUUAGACACCCGGUCUGCCAACUCACAAUCGCAAGAAAGAGGUGAAGGAAUGAAUCAAAAGGAUGGUAAAAAAGCAAUUACAAAGAGAAAGAGGGGUGAUUCAUCACAGGCUCAUGAACCUAACAUUGAUCACUCUCAGCAAGUUGAUGGUCACAACCCUGUAGUUAACCAGAGGAAAGGGAAAGUUAACAAGGUUGAGUCCUCGGGGGGUUUUUCAACAAAAGGUGAUGAUCCUAAUAGUUUCAGUAUGGGGCCAAAUAAUGGUCAAAUAGAACAUUUCCCAUCUUUAUCAGGGAAUAUGAGGGCAGCAGCCAUUAGCCAUUCGAUCCCAAGGGUGCCAAAUGCAAAAUAUCCUGAAGAGGUAGAAGUUUCCUCUGCUAAUAAUGCUUCAGGACAGCAGCAUGGUGGCUCAAUACCAUCUACAUAUGAAAUACUUUCUUCCAGGAAUGUAUGGAAUCACAAUAAAGCAGGGCUACCUUUAGAAAGAUCUCAAGUCCCCAGAUUUUCUUCUAAUGCAGUAUCAGGUAACAUGACAGCAGAUAUUCCAAUACAGCAGUCGGCUAGUUCCUCUGUCGGGGCAGUUGCAGGUGCUUUUGGGAAGUUCCACGGGGGAAUGCCUCUAACUUCUAGUUCAUAUCCUGAGAAAAGUGCAGAAGCACACAUGUUUUCAGAAAACCGAGGGGAUGAGAUUUCUACAGCAAUUUCUGCUGGAAAGGGUGGCAGGCAGAAUAGUAAUUCAGAGAUGUCAAUGAUCAGAACUUCAGCUUCUAGAGAUACUGGAAAAUCUGCUGUCUCUCAGCCAUCAUCAUUUUUUGCUAUGCCUUUCAAAGAACAACAGUUGAAGCAGCUCAGAGCACAGUGCCUUGUUUUUUUGGCUUUCAGAAACGGUUUGAUGCCAAAGAAAUUGCACCUUGAGAUUGCAUUUGGAAAUAUCUUUCCUAAAGAGGACAGCUCCCGCAAAGAAUUGGUUGAUCUUAAAGGGAAAGGUCAAUCUUCUAAUGAGCUUAAUUGCACUCCUGAAGUCUUAAUGCCAUCUCCAAAGGUGGAUAGUGUGAGGGCAGCUGAUAGAGUUCCCUUAGGUGGGUCAACUGUUGGAAGAUCACUGGAGGUUGACUCAUUCAAAGAGGCUGAGAAAUCAAAAAUGGAGGACAGGAAUUGCCAAACCUCUGAGCUCUCCCUGGUUUCUGAUGAAAGGAAACAUCUUUUAGCUGCAAGAAAAUCAGAAGCUGAAAUGCAAAGCCAGGAAAAUGUGGAAUUUCAACAACGUAUUUCUGCAAGUACAGGGAGUGAUCCAGCUGUUGGCAUAAAUAAGCAAAUGAACCCUGAGUUGUUGAGUUGGCCUGGAACUGGCAGCCAUAAUGAAGUUUUCAGGGGACUACAUCCAGGUUCUGCUGUUCAGAAUGAGUUAUUGGCAGAAAGAAAAGAUUACGCUCCUGGCCGUUUUCACAGUUUUGGUAACACUGCUCUCUCUGACGACCAACCUGCUGAUUGUAACUCCUUAUCCUUCGCUAAAAGAGAGCAUUGGAAACCUAUUUCAGGUAUUGACAAGAAUCACGCAAUGAUUCCAACGAAGGAUGUUAAUUUGGGGUUAAAACAUGUGUGCCAGGAUGAUCCAAAGUUAUCUGAAUUUCAAACAAGGUGCAUUUCAGAUGGGGCCAAUGUUAAUCCAGUUAAUGACACAUCAAAAAAUGGUAGCUUUUAUAGAGAAGAACAAGAGGAGGAAGAUAGGAUCAUAUCUAGUGAUUUGCUGCCAUCACCAAAGUAUACCAUGUUGGAAAAGUGGAUUAUGGAUCAGCAGAAAAAGAAGCUUUUGGUUGAGCAAAAUUGGGUUCUGAGACAGCAAAAUUCCGAUAAAAAAAUUGCUGCUUGUUUUAACACAUUAAAGGAAAAUGUGAGCUUAUCUGAAGAUAUUUCUGCAAAGACCAAAAGUGUAAUAGAACUGAAAAAACUUCAAUUAUUGGGGCUUCAACGUCGCUUGCGGCGUGAUUUUCUUAAUGAUUUUUUCAAACCCAUUUCUACUGAUAUGGAGCGCCUGAGGACAUAUAAGAAACAUAGGCAUGGGCGAAGGAUAAAACAACUUGAAAAAUUUGAGCAGAGAAUGAAGGAAGAGCGACAAAGGAGAAUUCGUGAGAGGCAGAAGGAAUUCUUCAGUGAAAUCGAAGUUCACAAGGAAAGGCUGGAGGAUGCAUUCAAAAUUAGGAGAGAACGAUGGAAGGGUUUCAAUAAAUACGUGAAGGAGUUCCACAAGAGAAAGGAACGUACCCAUCGUGAGAAGAUUGACAGAAUUCAGCGUGAGAAGAUCAAUUUAUUAAAAAUAAAUGAUGUGGAGGGAUAUCUGCGAAUGGUGCAGGAUGCAAAAUCAGAUCGUGUAAAGCAACUGCUUAAGGAGACUGAGAAAUAUCUUCAGAAACUUGGGUCCAAGCUACAGGAUGCAAAGUCUACGGCUAGGCAUUUUGAGAAUGAUGCGGAUGAAACGCGAUCUCCAAAUUUUAUUGAGAAGAAUGAAACUACAGUUGAGAAUGAAGAUGAAAGUGACCAGGCCAAGCACUACAUGGAAAGCAAUGAGAAGUACUAUAAAAUGGCGCACAGCAUCAAGGAGAACAUCACGGAACAGCCAACUUGUCUAAAGGGUGGAAAGUUAAGAGAGUAUCAGAUGAAUGGCCUAAGAUGGUUAGUAUCACUUUAUAACAAUCAUCUGAAUGGCAUACUUGCUGACGAAAUGGGCCUUGGGAAAACUGUUCAGGUCAUUUCCCUGAUUUGUUACCUGAUGGAAACCAAAAAUGAUAGAGGACCUUUUUUAGUAGUUGUCCCUUCUUCAGUUCUACCCGGUUGGGAAUCGGAAAUCAACUUCUGGGCCCCUAGAGUACAUAAAAUUGUCUAUGCUGGGCCUCCAGAAGAGAGGCGUAGGUUAUUCAGGGAGCAAAUUGUUCAUCAGAAAUUCAAUGUACUUCUGACAACAUAUGAGUAUCUGAUGAACAAGCAUGAUAGACCUAAAUUGAGCAAAAUACAUUGGCAUUAUAUUAUAAUUGAUGAAGGCCAUCGUAUCAAGAAUGCGUCUUGCAAGUUAAAUGCAGAUUUGAAGCACUAUCAAAGUUCUCAUCGGUUGCUAUUAACAGGAACACCACUACAGAACAAUCUGGAGGAAUUGUGGGCACUGCUCAAUUUCUUACUGCCUAAUAUAUUUAAUUCAUCAGAGGAUUUUUCUCAAUGGUUCAACAAACCAUUUGAGAGUAACGGGGAUAAUUCAGCAGAUGAAGCUUUACUAUCUGAAGAGGAAAAUCUAUUGAUCAUAAACCGUCUUCACCAAGUUCUUCGACCAUUUGUACUUCGACGACUGAAACAUAAGGUUGAAAAUGAACUUCCUGAAAAGAUCGAGAGACUUAUAAGAUGCGAGGCUUCUGCAUAUCAGAAGCUAUUGAUGAAGAGGGUUGAAGAGAAUCUUGGUUCAAUUGGAAAUUCAAAGGCUAGAUCAGUUCACAACACCGUGAUGGAACUUCGUAAUAUAUGUAAUCAUCCAUAUCUUAGCCAGCUUCACGCAGAUGAGGUAUGCUUUCUUGUGUGCACUGAGGUGUACUUUGAUCUUUAUAAACAACUAAGCAGGACUAUUGAAAGAAAAUAUUUCUAA